CCUCAGCUUUGUGGGUUAAUCAUGAAAAUGCCUUGUUACCGCCGGUUUCUUGCGAAAUAUUAGGAAAAGCUACUCUGCUUAAUCGAUAAUCUGCCAAUGUUGCUAGAUACCUAGCAACACCAGACUGAGAAACACUAAUCACUCAUGAAUUGCUGUUAAGUCGGAGGCGACUUUUAAUAUUGUAAUGAGCAUGGCGACGACAUCAACGAUUUACAGUUUUCAACGUCUUUUUGACUAUUUCUUUCAGGGAGCGAAGCAGCCACUGACAUAGCUUCCUUCUGUUUCUGCCAGAAGAAAAGGAAUAUCUCACUACUAACUGUACAUAAAAUCCUCGACAUGACUGAAAGCUACUAUAGUACUGUCUGCAAAUUUAUGCUCGACAACGAUGAACGACGUAAGUCGAUGUUUGCUACAAAUGUUGCCCUACUUGAGUUGAAUUCUGUCUUUUCAUUGACAGCAACAUUUCAAAACGUGCCAGUAGUUUACGCGAUUCUCCGAACGCCGACUCUACACAAUCCUCCGAACAUCCCUCUGUGCUCGCUUGCCUUUUCGGAUCUUUUCGUCGGCUGCGUGGUGCGAAAAAUUUACCGGUAUUUUAUAAAUGGUACAACUCAAUCCUGUUCCCGUUUUGGGUGCCAAAAUAAAUACCAGUACCAUUUGACGGAAAUUUCUGUACAAAUGAUAAGCGCUCAAGUUCUACCUUGUGUAAAUUCCAUAAGGGGAGAAAGGGGCUACUACCUUCCCCGAGCAUGUCGUGGUAGAACUGCUGUGCGGUUCCCAGCAAACAGCCUCCACAUGUGUUGUGUGGAGCUGGCGCUUGAUAGAACACUUUGCAGUCACCUCGGCGGUAACGGGUUUUGAGACGCGGAUUAUCCCCGUUACUUAUCCCAACGGCUUUGCCACCCUAGUGGUCCCCAAUAAGGGCGAAACAGCUGUCUGUGGCUGCCACUGCCCACGUGAUAUGGCUGUGCGCAUGCGUGAGGUACUAGCCCGGCCGUGAGUUGGUGUAUGUGUGCCCUUUGCUUUAAGUUUGCACUAUUUUCACUGAAAUCGAUUUAAGUUCAAUCCAUCCAUUACUGGAUUUCAUGACAUCACUAAAUAAAUUCAACCGGCGCGCGCGUACAGUUAAAAUCUUUGCUCGCUGGCACUUAGCGAUAGCUAUAACUAGUUAUUUUAUAUAAGAUAUACAAGUGUAAUUGCGAGUCAUUUCUCUCUUAAUAUCCGAGUCCAAACCAUGGACUUUGGGAGGCAAGGAGGGUUUCUAAUGAUGGAGAGACCCGCCAGGGAAGGUGGGCUGUAGAAAGAAGAGUUAUUUUUUGGAGUUCAUGUAUAGUGAUUUUGCCAGGGAUUUUGUUGGUGUAGUUUUCAUGUCCUUCUUUACGGUGCCAAGAGCUCCCACAACCACCGGAACUGUUGUUGUUUUGAGCCCCUACAUUCGCUCAACCUCGAUUUCCAAGUCUCUGUAUUUAUUAAGCUUUUCCGUGGUUGUGACCCGAGGUUUUGGUCUCGAGGGGUAUAGUCAUGUCAAUGAGAAGGCAAUGUCCUUCUUGUUCUUUAGCACAAUGUCCGGCCUAUUAGCUGCGAUGGUCCUGUCAGUGUGGAUGGGCAUGUCUCUCAGAAUAGUGACGCUAUCCUUCUCGGUGACAGUUUUGGGUUCAUGCUCAUCUCAAUGCCAAACUCUUUGCAGAUCUUCCAGUGCAUGUGUGCAGCUGCGUUGUUGUUGUGGUGGAUGUAUUCAGUUUUAGCCAGUUCAAAGCAGCCAGAGACCAGGGCCGGGUUGUUCAAAGCCGGGUUAAGAUAACCCAGGGUUGGUACAAAAUUUGAAUUCAGAUAGGAAAGCUGAAAAAACAAAUUCACUUUAAUUCUUUUUGUCUACAAUUUGAUGAUUAGUUAUUCUAAAAAGAGUAGGGAAAAUUUUCCGAGAAAAUGCUUUUGAUGCAAAGAAAAAUAGACCCGGUUUAGAUUUAACCUGCCUUCGAAUAACUCGGCCCAGAUGGUCAAUGGUCUCGUCGAAACGGCCACACAGCCUCCAUUCUGGGUCCACGUCAGGCUUCUUGAGGGUGUUGUGUUGGUACCAGCGUGUUGAGAGGCUUUGAUCUUGGGCUGCGAUAAUAAAAAUGAAGCCCUUGGUUUCGGCCUUGAGGCUAACUGCUUUUAGCCAUAUCCAGGUCUUUUCUUUUAUUGGUCCACGUCAGCCUGUUUCACCCGCUGUAGGUAUUUGCCGUGGAGCGAUUUUGAUUCCCACUUAGACCUGAGCUGUUGGCGACCCUGGUGUUUGGCCUUGGCCUUUGUUCUGCGGGCAUGGGUUGUGUUCGCCACAUGCUCUGCAGGUGGUAUUACAGGCACUCCCAGUUUCCCGACUGAACUUCAUUGACUGUCUGCUGAUGGAGUACAAGGAUUUCCUGUCGCCAUUUUUUUUUUUGUAAUUUAUUAAUUUUUAUUUGAAGUUUUCAUUUUACAGAGUACACUUAAAGUAAAAAGGAAAAAACAAACAAAAGAACAAAACAAAACAAAAAGACAAGGAAAAGAAAAAAAAACUAUGCAGACAACAUCUAAGUUGAUAGAAAGUACUUAUCUUAAUAUUUAUGUACAAUAUUUAAUUGUUAAUUAGAUCACAUUAUAUUGAUUAACUUUUCCCACUUACUAAGAUGUUUAUUUAAUGAGCCUCUUUUCCUGGCAAUGUAAAGUUCAAUGUUGUAAACACGCCUAGUCCUAGCAAUGAACCCCUGAAGGGAGGGCAUACCCUUUUGACAUUUUUGUGAGUAAAUAUAGUACUUCCCAAGCAAUAAAAUAUGAUUAACUAGAAGGAAAUCAUCUCCAACAUCAAAUUUACCGAAGAUUAUAUCCUCUUCUUUUAAAUUCUCAUCAAUAAUAUUGUUGUCUCUUAGCCUGGACAAGACGUGUUUCCAAAAAACAGAGGAUAUUUUGUAGGAAAAAAGUAAAUGCUCGAUGGAUUUGACCUCAGUUUGGCAGAAAACACAUUUAUCUGAUUCAGCCGUACCAAAACGAAAAAGUUUCUCAUUCGUAAAAACGAUACGGUCUAGUAUUUUGAACUGAAAUUCCCUAAGUUUUGUCUCUAAUGUUGUGCGGAGGGAUAAUAAGUAAACUCUUUUCCAGUCAAUAGUUAAAUGAUGAUACUUUGCAGAUAGCUUCUCUUUAGCGGUAGGUGUGGUUUGUUUUUUGGCCAAAAAAGACCGUCUGAAGACACUCGAGUUCCUCCAGAUUUUUUGGUUUUGGAUCGGAAUCGCAUUUUUCCGCACAUUCCUUUAAAUCUUUCUCUAGGUUUUGUAGUUUCGCUCUUCUUUCGCGGGCUUUAGUUUUGCUAUAUCGGAUUGUUUGCUGUCUAAUUUGGUACUUGAUUAAAUCCCAUAAGACACGUUUAUCUUGUACUUCUUUGAAUUCUUCCAGCCAAUUGGCAAACUCAGUGGUAAGUAGUUCACAAUAAGCCGAAUCAUUUACAAGGUUUGAAUUAAAUCUCCAACUAAAAACAGCUUUCCGCUUUUCAAAAGUGCGAAUCCCACCAACAUUUAACGACAAAAGAUUGAACUCGUUAUUACGCGCCAUAUUGCCAGAAUAAGUAGGACCUAAUUUGGUGGGAAAAAUUUAUCAACACAUUUACAGCAAUCUGACACUCAAAGAAAUUCUUCAUUGUCAUGCUGCCAUAGCUUUGAAUAACAGAAAAUGAAAGGAAAAUAACCACGAAAACAAAAACAAUAGAGUACAACCACUUAAUACAGUACUGAUACAAACAAUUAAAAGAGCAGCAAGAUAACUAUCUCGAAUGCUGCGCCCUGGAAUGGAUCUAAGUAAAAUUAUUUGAGAUUGCAUGUUUGCGUACGACAGCAAAAAGCCUGGUUGGGCUUUAGAGACAAUGAUUCGGAAAUAAAGUUUUAAAGUGAAUGUACUUAACCCCUACAACAGAUUACGAGGAAAUUAUAUGCAAAUACAUGACUAUUUGAGAGCAGAGUGAAAGAAAAGCUCCGAUGAGAGUAUUAUAUUUACAUGUACAUUUUUAUCUUUGGACAUGUCAAGAAAGCGGUGCUCGUACCUAAACAAAAUCUGUCAAUGGAGAAUUUGCAGGGAUAAAUUUACCAUUAUAUGGUUGCUCUUUGCUGAAAUAUACUGUACAGCCUUUGCCUCUGGCCUCCUUGAACUUUUUCAUCUGACUUUUCCUUAUUUCAUAACGUUCUUUUCGUAUAUCGUCAAACACCGAAAAUUGUUUGUCCUCUUGACCCUUUAACUCCUCGCGGGCUUGAUCCAUCACCAUUUCCUUGUCUGAAUAUGGUAAGAAACGUGCGAUAAUUGGGCGAGGUUUGUCACUGCUGUUGUUAGGCUUUCCCAAUCGAUGGACUCUUUGGAACUCGAUUCUACCACGAGGGUUUUCAAUACGAAGCUUGUUUCCAGGAAUUUAAACACUAAAUCUCUUGUAUCCUCGGGUGGGGAGUCAACUGCAGAAGCCGGCACUACUUCGUCAAUCCCAAAGAAUUUACCAUUUUCUCUUCUUGAGUGGGUUUCUAAAUACAAUAGCUGCUUGCGAAGAUCAUUUAUUUCAAACUUUGACUCUUUCGUUAGGUCUGAAAUGUCGUCUUCGUUGAACUGGAUACUUUCUUCCAAUUCGGACGCUUUCUUUUCCACUCUGUUUGCUGCAGGUCUUGUACAUGUUCAUCUAAACGAGAUACUUUCUCCUCGAUACUAGCAAGACUGCCAGAGACCUCGCUAAGAUGCGCUUCUAUCUUAUCGAGUUUUUCUAAUUCUUCCAGCACGCGCUGCAGUUUCAGACCGACGUCCUCCGCCAUCUCCAGCGUUUCAAACACUUCGUCCGUGUCACUAUUUUUGCUUCUUUUCUCUUCAGGUGACUGAUUAGAAGAUUGAGAUGCUGCAUUAGAUCUACCUUUCCUUUUGGAAGACAUUAGGGGCGUAUAAAGAUGAAAAAUUGCAAUCACUGCCUCCUGCUCAACAUUACGCUACCCAUUCGUUCGCCAUGCUAGCCCCAGUCCCUUCAUUGACUGUCUGCUGAUGGAGUACAAGGAUUUUCUUUUGACAGGGUCUUUGACAAAGUGGAGGAGGUAUUUAUCAAGAGCGAUAGUGGUCGUCUUGUAGGAAAGCUCCAGUUUUAUGAGCCCUCUACCUCCUUCGGUUCACGGCAGGUACAGCCUGUCCUCGUCAGAUUUGUGGUGGUGCAUCUUGUACAUAGUCAGGAACUUCCUAGUCUGUGUAUCAAGUUUGGUCAGCUCUUAUCCGAGUCCAAACCAUGGACUUUGGGAGGGUAAAGAGGGUUUCUAAUUAAUGGAGAGGAUCCGCCUGAGAGGGUGGGCUAUGAUGAUGAUGAUGAUGAUUAUUAUUAUUAUUAUUAUUAUUAUUAUUGUUAUUAUUAUUGUUAUUCAUAUAUGAGAACUGCGGAAAUGAAAUCAAAUGAAGAAUGAUCCUCGCAGUUGUGAACGUAAUUUAUGCAAUUCAGGUCUUCAGCCGCAUUUGAACCCGUGACCUCGCGAUACCGGUGCUACGCUCUAACCAACUAAGCUAUGAAGCCACUGAUGUCGGGAGCUGGUCAAUUAUGUGUUCAUAUGUUCCCGUGAAAUGUGACAAAUGUAUAUGAAAUAAAUCAUAUGUUCAUUUGAAGAUGAUGAUGAUUAUUAUGAUGAUGAUGAUGAUGAUGAUUAUUAUUUUUACAAGUAAUACCGAUAAAAGUACACUAUAAUUAUUUUACAAUAUAUAAAGCUUCGAGUUUAAACCGUAAAAUAUUUUGAUCAAAAAAGGUUAGCUUUUUCGUUUUUGUUCGGUGCCGCAUAUGUAUACGACAAAGUCACGGUUCGAGGUUGUCCGCUAUAGUGAAAAGUGAUUGCAUUUGCUUUUAUUGAAAUAGAUGGAUGAAAGUUGGUCGUUCUUUUUGAUAUACAAAUCAUGUCAAAGAGAAAGUAAAAUCAACCAUUUACAGCUGAUUCGUAAGUCGCGGCACAAGCCGAUUAAAAAAGUGGAAUUACAAAGCAAGAUACGAAUUGCUCUUACUGAAAAGAAAACAACAACUUAAUAACAGCCUGCAAACCACUAAGCUGAAACUAUGUCACGUUAGGCCCCUUUCAAUCGUGGAAUUUCUUAUGAGUGCCGAGCACCUAUUUUAGUCGAUGAAAGUAAUUAAAUACGGCAGUUGAUCCAGACGUCGGAUAUGAUGGUGCCGAAUUCCGUUCACUGUCAAUAUAAUCAUUUAUCAGCCGAAAACGUGAUACGAAGAGGCACAUCUGUCCUUAAGGUAAAUUUGUUUAAUCUAACUCCGUAACCGUGUAGUUCAGUUUGUUCGAGCAUACGUUGCUUGGUUGAAGUUUGUCCCCGAAGUUCAAACUCUGGCGUCUAUCCUUUGAGGGCAUGCGCUUUAAGAUUCCAUCUCUUUAAACUUGUUUACAGUCUCUUCCCAUGGGCCUUCGUUAACCACGUCCAGCGGAACGGAUCCUUAGUGCUGACCAAAAGGAUCACAGGCUCUGGGAAAAGCAUUGACGUGUUUUGUAAUUCACCACUCGACUAAACGUUUUUCUGAUGUUGCCAAUUAGUUGAAUUUUAACGAAAUUUCCAACCCACAGUAGUUUUAAUUUCGUCUUGUGAAUUAUGCCGUAAACAAAUCAGAAACAGUCUACCAAGCUCAAUUCAGCACUUUUCAGCUAGUAUUUAUGCAUAUUCAACUACCUCUGCAACAAUACAUCUUACGUGUUCUGCCUAAAAUGAACACCUGACUCCGCCUGUUCUCUAUUCCGUUCUCUAUGACGCCUUGUCAUGUUUCUGUGCGCGAUCCUUGCUGCCCACACAUCGAAAUUUAAAUCUCAGUUAGUUCAAACCUCCGGUGUACUUCCUUCGGUGACAUUCAAGGGUCCUUGAAAAGCUAAGUCGAUCACCAUGUUGAUCAUCUUUAAUGAUAAUUUAUUUAUAAGCAUAUUAAUUAUCACAACAACGCACAACGCGGCCAAACGCAAUUAUUAAAACUCUUAAUUUUCGUGGAUCUUGGACACAGUUUCGUAAAAAGGAACACAUUUUGAUCAGUUUCAUAAUCUGACAAUAACUCAUUUUUCUACGGGAUACCAAACAAAUGUCUGCAGAUUGUUUCAGAAAAAUACAACAAGGUCACGCAGUCAUGGAAAGUUUUAAAUGAGGAAGAGUUAACGAGACCUAGAGAGCAGAGGGUGGUCACGUUCGCAAUUGUUCCUGCAAAUAUGAGAGAGUCGGUAUUGGUUAAUCUGUCGAUUAUUAUUUUAAUAAUACCUUAAGUUAAAUAAAGGUAUCUUGUUUCUACCCUGCUCUCGGCGAUGACAUAUGUAAAUUUCGUGGAGAGGACUAACUGACAGGGGAGCGGCGUUGUGUAAUUGAAGCGGCUAUUCGGUGCUUUUACGUUGUGUAAGAUUGUAUGAAAAGAAGGUUUUCAGUGGCGGUCCUGAAAAAAAAAUGCCGCUCUCUUACCUUUAAGACAGACUACAAAAAAUGCCCACGAUGAAAAAGCAGUAAUUUCACACCUUCGAAAUCGUGAUCUGCGUAUGUUUUGACUGACAGACAUCAGGUAUGCCAUACCGGGAAGCAUCGGGCUGGUUCACUAGACUUGAUUUCCACCUUCUAGUGAUCACUCAAGUUUAAUCUUGAAACAUUAUUUUCAAAGUGUUAUUUAAGGCAGAAUCCUUUGCGAAUGAUAUUCAUUGGAAUUUAAUUUUUGCUUUGCAAACGCUGAACUAUCUAUUACUUAGCGUUUUUAAGGACAGUUGUGUCUCUUACAUCUCUUUAAAAUUCUUAGUUAUUACUUCUGUUUUGUUUUUUUGAAACUGUCGGACUUGUCCAUGAAGUUCGGUUGUGUUGUCGUUUGUUAUCUUGUGUAAUAUGACUUUUCUUUCCAGCGGAAGAUGUAUUAUUUUGAUUUUUGUUCUCAGACUUGAAUUGAACCUUCAGUGAGUCAUAUUGUAGGUUAAGGUAUGUCCAAAACUACUGCUUACGAACUCGAGAGGGACUUUGGUUACAUAGACUUGGACUUCCUUCAUGUCUAAAAUAUUGGUCAAGAACAGAGUCACGUCACUUCACACCCUAACAGUCAAAGUUGAAUUAUGUAAUGUAACUCGUAUGCCAACAUGAGACUAUUCAGUUGAAAGUCAUUACGCAAGUCCGUUCUUUGAUUCUCUGCUUCUUAGCUGUGCUGUACAAAGCAAUCCUGAAUUUUUCUCGCUGCAAAAUUAAUAAAUAAUGUUGUGAAAAGAAUAGGGCUUACUUUUUCGUUUGCUCAUGAAAUUGCCUACCAUUCUAGUGAGAGGUUCCUCGAGUAACACUCUUUCUUUUAGUUGUUAUUUCUCCUACUAGUAAUUUCGUAGUGCAAAGUGUGCUUGCUUUGUAAAUUGUGCGUUUGCUCAGAAAGGAAAUCCUAUUUUGGUGACCGAAUGUAUUCGUUUUCCGUGUAAAUAUCGCUUUGUGGUUUUUGUUCUCUUCUCCUAUUUUCAUUUGAAUUUUGAAACGCAGGUGCAGAUGUCGCUCACUGUCAGCUUUUGCGUUAACACGAUCUUAAGGGUCAGGAAAUUAGUAUUUGCUUCUCUUUUGAUGCCUCAACCACUCAUUGGCUCUUUACGGGCUAUUAACUAGAAACAGAUUUCAUAUACGAUCAAGAAGCUCUUGGUAUUGAAAACGCAAAUCGAGUGCUUGGCAUUUCUCUUUGUCUUUCGCGAAUCGGGAAUGUCUCUAGCAACGUCCACGCUCGCCAGUGGCAGCGAAUGAACAAUUUAACAGCUGUUAGUUACUGCAGAAUCAAUUUUAACAUCUUUUUAGGAUGAAACAUCUAAGUUUGACUCGUUUUGUACAAUCUGACUUUUAAGGGUUCGGUUUCUUAAAGGACAAGCACAGCCUCAGUGGAAAACUCAGUUGGUUUUACAAAUAUCGACUUAACGUCAGCAUUUGAAUUUACGUCUUAAUUUAUUCCUACCAAGCUUGCAUCAAUUGGAAAAAUUAUGCAAAACGAUUUUUAAGUAAAACCUUGAAAUAAGACCCCUAAUCGGAUUGAUUUCCCAUUGAUGAAAGGAGAGUGGAUUAUUACUUUUUUUUUUUUACUUUUGUUAUUUUCCUGUUUCUUUCGUUCUUUCUGUUGGAGACAAAUUGUCAAUAAUGUUCAGUGUUCUUUUCAUUUACUUGUUACACCAAAGACCCACCUGCGCUUCGCUAUUUGUUGAAAUGAAAUUGGUUUAGGACGUUUGCCACUCCGUGUGUUUACUUAAGAGCGUGAGACAUCACUGGUGCAAAGCCUCAGCUUUUUGGGUUAAUCAUGAAAAUGCCUUGUUACCGCCGGUUUCUUGCGAAAUAUUAGGAAAAGCUACUUGCUUAAUCGAUAAUCUGCCAAUGUUGCUAGAUACCUAGCAACACCAGACUGAGAAACACUAAUCACUCAUGAAUUGCUGUUAAGUCGGAGGCGACUUUUAAUAUUGUAAUGAGCAUAGCGACGACAUCAACGAUUUACAGUUUUCGACGUCUUUUUGACUAUUUCUUUCAGGGAGCGAAGCAGCCACUGACAUAGCUUCCUUCUGUUUCUGCCAGAAGAAAAGGAAUAUCUCAGUACUAACGAUACAUAAAAUCCUCGACAUGACUGAAAGCUACAAUGAUUCUGUCUGCGACGACUUUAUGCUCGACAACGAUGAACGACGUAAGUCGAUGUUUGCUACAAAUGUUGCCCUACUUGUGUUGAAUUCUGUCUUUUCAUUGACAGCAACAUUUCAAAACGUCCCAGUGGUUUAUGCGAUUCUCCGAACUCCGACUCUGCACAAUCCUCCGAACAUCCUUCUGUGCUCACUUGCCUUUACGGAUCUUUUCGUCGGCUGCGUGGUGCAACCGCUCUCUAUCGCCCACACUGCUGUGCUUAUUAGUGGAAAACCCUUUUCGUGCACGUUGUGGCGCGCUAAAGAAACCCUUCUGUUGCUGUUCAUGUACGUCUCGAUGGUGACACUGGUCACGAUAAGUACAGAGCGCUGGCUGGCUCUCCAUUAUCACCUCAGAUAUCAUCAAAUUGUAACUGUGCGCCGAACGCUUUUGGUAAUUGCAAUUACAUGGUUUUCCUCCACGACGAGUAUAAUCGCCUGGCCCUUAGGUUUGGAUUUCCGACCGUUCACGGCAUUGGGUCUAGCUGUUAUCACUAUAGCUGCAAUUGUGCUAGUUUUCAUGUACGUUAGAAUAUUCCUAAUACUGCGUCGCCACAGAAGUCUCAUUGAAAACCAGGCAAAGUUGCAUCCUCCGUCAGUGAACAUCAGAAAACACCGAAAAUCAUCUGCUACUAUGCUCUACGUUGUGGUUUUGUUCUUCAUUUUUUACUCGCCGACGUUUUACGCUAUGAUUAAGUUCUUAGACUCGACACCAAAGUUCUUCAGCGUGGAGCAAACAGUUUUAUGGGAAGUUGCAAAGACCGCAGCGCUCAUAAACUCGUCGGCUAACCCGCUAAUGUACUACUGGAGAAUGAGGGAAAUUCGACGCGCUGUAAGGAGUGUGUUUAGCCAUUCAUCAGUGUUAAGAAUUCAUGUCGGAGAUGGAACUACCCCUGCCUCGGGAAGCCGAGAGAAUGAGUGGAAAAGUCGGACAGACCAGAGACGAGGCUCUUUUUCUGUAAAACGCAACUCGCAAGGGAACGUGUCUCAGUCCAACGUGGUUAUUUCUAAAGCAAGAUCCGAUAUGCAUCAAGAUCAUAGAACAGGGUCAACGAAAGCUGAAGUAGGAGAGAAAAAGUUGUUUCUUAUGCCACGAUUUCUAGAGCCUGGCCCCAGUUUUCAAACUGAGUAA
This is a messenger RNA of Porites lobata, 10767 nucleotides long. The record is from the annotation of a GenBank genome assembly. Lineage: Eukaryota; Metazoa; Cnidaria; Anthozoa; Scleractinia; Poritidae.